AUGAACGGUGAUUUUGAAGGUGCGCCUAGUGGCGAGCAGGGCAAUCCCCAGCCUAUCGCCAUAAUCGGGUAUGCCUGCAGGUUACCGGGGCAAGUUACAUCACCCAGUGAUCUGUGGGAACUGUGCACACGAGCUCGAAGUGGCUGGUCACCCAUUCCCAAAGAGCGUUUCUCAGUCGAAGCAUUCCAACACCCUAACCCGUCCAAGGUGGGUUCCUUCAACCCAAAGGGGGGCUAUUUUCUUGACGAGGAUAUCGCACGCUUUGAUGCUCCUUUCUUCAAUCUUACGGUUCAAGAAGCUACGUCCAUGGACCCCCAACAGCGCUUGCUGCUGGAGUGUGCGUUUGAAGCUUUGGAGAGUGCUGGCAUACCUAAAGAGAAUUUUGCCCGCCAAAAGGUGGGUGUCUUUGCCGGCGGAAAUUUCUCUGAUUACGAACUCAAUAACGUCCGUGAUAUCGAGACGAUUCUCAUGCAUCAAGCCACUGGCUGUGCGGCCUCACUGCAAUCCAACCGUAUCUCAUACUUCUUCGACCUACGAGGGCCUAGUAUCACAGUGGACACGGCUUGUUCUUCCUCACUUGUUGCACUCCACUAUGCAGUACAGAGUUUGCGAAGUGGGGAGUCCAAGGAAGCCCUCGUUGCUGGUUGUCACCUUAAUCUUGUACCAGAUAUCUGGGUUUCUAUGUCCAUGUCACAGUUGUUCAAUGAUGAGGGUAAAACCUUCUCCUUCGACGAGAGAGCCACAUCCGGUUUCGCGCGAGGCGAGGGCUCUGGUGUCGUCAUCCUGAAGCCCCUAGACACCGCAUUGCGCGACAAAGAUCCCGUGCGAGCUGUCAUUGUACAUUCAGGAGUCAAUCAAGAUGGACGAACACAAGGCAUUACGCUUCCAAAUGGCCAGGCCCAGGAGGAGCUAAUUCGGCGUGUCUAUGAAGAGGCGAACCUCAACCCGGACGAAUGCGGGUUUGUAGAGAUGCAUGGAACUGGAACAAAGACCGGCGAUCCUAUCGAAGCUACAGCAGUCCAUGCGGCACUUGGAAAGAACCGGAUUCCGAGGAACCCGCUUUACGUUGGAUCAGUCAAACCCAACACUGGGCACUUGGAGGGCGCCAAUUUGAUGCUUCCGAAAGCCGAGUUUAACAAAGCGAAUCCUGACAUUCCUAUGAGUGCGUGGAAUAUGAAAAUUUUAACUACGACGCGGCCCUGGCCUUCUCGCAUGAAAUACCUUAGCGUGUCCAACUAUGGUUUUGAGGGAACCAAUGCACAUGCUGUUCUUCAAAAGGCACCGCUAUUAUCCAAAGCCCCAGACGAAGCUGUUGAGGAUGUUGAGGUGGACCCCAAACGCAAGCUGUUCUUGAUCUCUGCCAACGACAAGGAGUCUCUACGCACUAGAAUCAAAGACUUUGGUAUCUACUUUGAGCAACAUCCAGAAGUCUUUGAAAAGACUCUAUUCGGCAACUUUGCUUAUACACUAGGUAACAAGAUGUCCCAACUCUCGUACCGUGUUGGUGUGUCAGCUACCUCGCUAGAUGACCUUGGAAUCCGUCUUGCUCAAUUGAAGAUCAACCCAUCCAGAGUUCUAGGCGCUCCAAUAGUUUCAUUUGUAUUCACCGGCCAAGGGGCUCAGUGGGCCCAGAUGGAUGUUCCUCUCAUACAUGAGUACCCUGUUUACGAGUUGGCCAUAAGACGAGCUGAUCUAUGCCUCCGGAAUCUCGGAGCUAAGUUUUCACUGAUCGAAGAGUUGGAAAAGGAUUCCACCACCUCUGAGAUUGACUCCCCUCAUCUAAGUCAACCUGCCUGCACAGCGCUUCAGACUGCGCUAGUUAAUCUUCUGGAAUCUUGGGGAGUCUGUCCUGCUUCAGUAAUUGGCCACAGUUCUGGAGAAAUCAGUGCAGCCUACGCUGCGGGAAUUUAUGACUUGGUGGGGGCAAUGGCUCUGGCUUACUGGCGUGGUCAAAUGACCUCCUUGCUCAAAUCCUCGUUCCUGUCCCUCAAAGGCGCCAUGAUUGCCGUUGGCAUCCGCUGCGAGGCUGUUCAGCCUAUAUGA
Messenger RNA from Penicillium digitatum Pd1, 2043 nucleotides. Its product is annotated as type I polyketide synthase. The record is from RefSeq and is a predicted model, not a curated record. Gene Ontology annotation, biological process: fatty acid biosynthetic process; secondary metabolite biosynthetic process. NCBI's taxonomy places the organism in Eukaryota, Fungi, Ascomycota, Eurotiomycetes, Eurotiales, Aspergillaceae. Gene Ontology annotation, molecular function: fatty acid synthase activity; 3-oxoacyl-[acyl-carrier-protein] synthase activity.